Messenger RNA from Branchiostoma floridae (Florida lancelet), 3510 nucleotides. RefSeq names its product putative N-acetylated-alpha-linked acidic dipeptidase. Lineage: Eukaryota; Metazoa; Chordata; Leptocardii; Amphioxiformes; Branchiostomatidae. Gene Ontology annotation, molecular function: carboxypeptidase activity. The record is from RefSeq and is a predicted model, not a curated record. The coding region runs from base 295 to 867 and encodes 190 amino acids. The transcript is spliced from 11 exons.
GGACACAAAAAACAAGCUUAUACAUACUUUGUUUCUUGCCUUUCAACUAUACAGGUGCCAGACCCAGAUGCAUCUCUUGGGAAAAGUGUAUAUGAGACGUGGUCAGAGAGAGAUCCAGCAGAUGGCGACGCAGACGUGAAAAUUCCCAAACUUGGAUGGCCAUUUGUCAGUACAGACUUUAUUUCCUUCGGUCGACGUGUCGGCACUCCGCUGUUUACUUUUGCCUACAUCAAUGACAAGAGAAACUACUCUCCUCGAGCGAUCUAUCCGUCCUACCACACUGCGUAUGACAACAUGGAUCUGAUGGAGAGGUUUGUGGACCCGGACUUCACUGUUCACCGGGCCAUGGCGCGUAUUUCAGGAGAGCUGGUCCGAAGACUGGCAGAUUCCCUGGUUCUACCUUACGACUGCCGGAAGUACGGGCCGAGUCUGAGUGCCUUUCUGCAAGCCACAGAACAGGAUUUCGGCUCCAUGUUAUACAACCAGGGCAUCAGUAUAGACGCGUUACGUUCUGCCGUGGACAACUACACAUCAGCGGCUGAAGGCUUUCAACGCAGGGUUCAAGCAAUCGAUAGGAAAGACCCUCUCCAGAUCCGGAGUCUGAACGAUCAGAUGGUCCAGGUCAACACAGCGUUCAUUGACAUUCACCAGCCUCAUCAUUUCGAGAAACAUGUUCUCUACUCACCGUCGGGAUGCGCCACAAACCGCAGCGCCGCUUUUCCCGGGAUAGUGAGGACGAUGUGCGGCGGUCCAGUGGACGAUGAAGGAUGGGAGGGAGUAAAAAAGGAAGUGGCAGCGAUAACGUCAACCAUCCAAUCAGCCCGCGACGUCAUCAGUGACGUAGACAGUAUCUUAGGUCCGUCCUGAGGAUGACGUUCACAGGGGAUGUUUUACAAAGCGUGUGGUGGUUACAACACAAUGCACAACUGCAGUGUUUCUGCUUUGCUUUAGGAUUAAAAAGAUCAUUUAUAAGGUUAAGAAUACUUUAGAAACGUGUGAUUAGUUGCAAAGGCUGCGCAUUGUAUUAUUUGCUGUAGUAUUGACACGGGACUGAUAUGUUAAUAUAGAUAUUUGUAAUGCUAAUUUGUAAAGUUCCUUGUUGUGGCACCAAACUUGUGUGCAGCUUUCACAGCUAACAUUUGUCAAUUAUGUGGUCAGUACAGCAGUACAAACUAAUCCAAUCUAAUCAUAACCUCACAUGCACGAUGUUUGUAUUUGAUUAUCUCUUUAGUAAGUGCAAAGCUUUACAUUUUACCUUUUAAGAGUGGAUAAGUAUAAGAAUUCUUCCUAUUCUAGCACAGAGAUGGCUGACUUUGGAUUAGAGCCAUAUGUAGCAUGUCAACAGUGAUAAAGUUCUACCCUUCUAUAUUGAGCUAUUUCAACAUUUGAUUACUAAUUAUGCAAAUGCAUUUAACAUCUAUUCAAUCUAUGUUUCACUGUCGUCAUUCUCGAUUGACACCAAUAUGCCAUUUAGGUUGUCAUCUUAGUGGUAAACUAAGGUAUGAUAUUACCAAGGAGGUUUUUCAACCUCCUUGAUAUUACCUAAUGAUUACGUAAAUCAUAACCUCAUUUGCAUGAUAUAUGUUCUUCUUGAUCCAAUUCAAUAUAUAAUGAGUAUUCAGUAUGACGUUAACGUUCAUUUCAAUAAAAACUACGACAUAUGAAAUUUCAUUUUUGAUUAUGCAACUUAAUCCUAGUUUUUCAUGUGUUUAAUUUUGCCUUUGGCAAUGUUCCCAACAACAUUAAUUCAUGAAUUCUGUUAUUCCUGGGCUAUCCGGAUCCUAUAUCAAAGUUUUAAAGAAACUUUGUAGUCCAAACCAACAUUCUCUCAUGUCUGAGCACAUCAAUCAGUGCUUGUCACCCACAACCAUAGCAUAUUCAGAUCACGAGACAGGGCUCUGCUGCAGUAUUAUAGAAAGACACUAGGAGGCCCGAACUUCUCAUUUCUUUCAUCAUCAUCAUCUUUGGUACUGCUGAGCCCACAAAAAAGCGGAUUAUUAGCAGCUGCGCAAAGUGUUAAGACUAGUGCAAACAGAGGGUAAGAAUGGGGAGAGACGUAGACAUAUGCAAAAGACGGGACAGGUGAAGUUUAGAGUUGUUAUUUACACUAUUUACAUAUGUACAAAGGACAGGGACAGCUCAAUGCAGCGGAGCCCGUCCCAGCUCAGCUUUGAACUGGGAGAGGGACUCCGCCUCCGCCACACAAGGCUCAAGUUCAUUCCACUCUUUGAUGGUCAAGGGAAGAACGAGAGCCUGUAAUAGUUGUUCUUUCUCGCGAUUCUCUGCAGCUUAAAAGCAUGAUUUGUGCGGCGGGAGCAUCGAGCUGCUGGGUCAAGACAAGAGGGUCAAUAUGGCAGACGGUAAGACGCCGCUGAUGCAGGGUGAGGAGACGGGCCCCACAGCUCCUCCUCCAGCCUACGAUGAUGCUGUAUCCUCUCCUCCUCCUCCCCUACCGCCGUCUAACAUGGCCCCACAACAGAACCAAUAUGGCGCCCAGCACACCCAGCCCGGGAGCACCGUUUAUUAUGGAACCAUCCCACAAAGUUCUCAAACAGUCAUUCUCUCUCGCCCUCCCACCAAUGCUGCGUAUCCAGUCCACAUGCAGUGCACCAACUGUGGUCAGCAAAUCAUCACCAACUUAACUUAUGUCACUGGGAUGACAACAUGGCUGGCCUGUAUUGCCAUCUGUGCCUUCGGAGGUUUUCUCGGCUGUUGUCUCAUCCCGUUCUGCCUGGACGGCCUGAAGGACGUACGUCACACAUGUCCCGGAUGUGGGGCUCACCUGGGCACCUUCCGUAAAAUCUAACAAAACCUCUCCAAGUUGACAAACCAGUUAUUUAGAUAUCCUUACAGACCAAAAAUGACAGAUAUGGCAACUUAAUAACUCAAUGCUAUUGAACUCUUCUUCAUAACAGCCAAUUAGGAAUGACCUAUGCAAAUUAGAAAUGGCCGAAGGCCUCUCUCGUGACAUAGAAUGUAAACUCACCGAUCUUGUUGUGCUCUUUUUGUUUACAUCCUAUCCUUUCCAACCAAGAUGAUGUACCGUUUGUUAUAAUUGUACCAUACAUGUAUUUGCCAUUGUUAGUUUUCUCUUCUUUUUGGUUCCGGUGAUGACACUUAUAUCAUCAUUUUGCUAGAAACCAUCAUUACCUUGUCUUGUACCUUCUCUCUUGAUUUGACAUUUUCCAAGUAAUAUAUGAGAUACGUUGAAUGUAAUAUAUGAGAUCACAAAACAAGGCUAACAAAUAUCUCGCAAAGCAAUGAAUGCCAUGAAGUUUGAAGCAUAUUGUAAAUAUUACAAUAGGUUUGAAUGUUUUUAAUGUUAGGUAAGAAAGAACCAUGUACAAAGUUGACCGAUCUGAACUUUGAAUUCAAACCGUGGCUUGAUGUUACUUUGUUUACGCUCAAACUCUUUAGAGUAAGGUAUUGCAUUUAUAUACAGACAAUCAAUAUAUAGAUAGAAUUUCAAGUUCCUAUCGACAUAUCUAGGUAUACUUUUUUGAAAAAUAU